AUGCCCAGCGAGGAAAUGGAGAUCACCACUGAUUUUGGACCCACUGGCUUAAGCGAAGACAUUGACAUAGAUGUCGAAUUCGUGGCUGGCCAACCCGAUGAAGAUCUGGACCUGGGAGACAUUGACGGCGAAGAGGUUGAGCACUUCAACUCUGAUACCCGAGAUGAGCUCAUGGCCGAGCGCGAUGAUGCCUCCUUUGGCAUGGUAGAUGCGGACGAUCUGGAUUAUAAUGACUCGGCCAAUGCCAACAAUGACUAUGAAAUUGAUCUUGGUGGAGAUGACGCCAACAUGUGGCAGGACAAUCCUACAACAGGAGAUGAGAACGAUUACAAAGCCCAAGCAGAGGUCACAGCACGAGUAUCGGCAGACAUGGGGGACAUGGCAGCCCAAGGCACUAUGGAAGCAAGUGCUUCUAGUGAUGUUGCUGCCAGCUUUGAGAACAGCGGCUCCGUUGGGGCAAUUGCCUCUCAGGACUUUGGUAGCUUUCAUAACGUUACUGAACUGACCAUGGAGCCCCCUGUUGAAGAGUUCGAUGACCGAGAGGAGGUAGAACCAGGCCAAGCUUACAGCGACACGGCACCGAGAGCUGCUGAUGACUUUGAAGAGCUCCAGUUGCCCAACACCACAGAGCUGACGUCACACCCGAUCGAUGAAUCGCAGAGAAUUCUGGAACCUGAUGCUACGAAGGGUACUACAGGUGCGGCGGAUACUCUGACCAUUUCUGAUGAACAGAAACUGGAAGAUGGAUUUCCGAAUGAACCUGAGGGAGAUGUCACAUCUGGUCGCGAUCAAACUGAAGACGAGCAAGACCUUGGCCAGGACGAGAACGCUGAGCAACAUGUCCUUCAGAAUCAGGAUGAUUCAACAUGGGUUGAGGGCACCGCAGACUGUAUCCAUGAAGAGGAUCAAACAGGUGAUGAAUUUUUCCAUGAAAGCACCACCGAUGACCAAAUCACGGAGCACACUACAGCAGACCUGGAUGGGACUGAAGUUAAGGACAGCCUGAAUCCGGAUGAAGAUGGCAGUGUCCAGGCCGUAGAGGAUCCGACCACUGUAGCCAGUCGCCAUGAAAUGAUUGUCAACUAUGGCGACACGGACUACCGACUCUUUGCCAGGGAACCGGAUGAUGAUCCGAAUUCAUACUUCUUGCGCGACAUGUCUGCCUUGCAACUUCCCCUUCGCGAGUUCCUUUCUAGCAUUCGUGCGGUCAUAUCCUCGGAGAUCUCACCAUUGAACGAGCUCGUAAUGUACGUAGAUGGACUUGGGCUAGAAUUUGGAGAGACUAUGGCGAGUGACUUUCUUGAUGGAUACUCCUUCGGUGACCUCAUUUCUCUCUACGAUACCCUGCUGAAGAAUGACGAUGAUGCUGGAGAUAGGCCCGAUCUCUAUAUGCAUCUUGUGAUAAGACCUAAUUGCCGUCAACGCAUUGCAGCGUUGAUGGAAUCGGCGACUGCUGGCAGAGGGUUCUCAGAAGUCGCUGUUUAUCGCCCAGCGCCCCCGCCCACGCCCCCCGCCCCGCCCCACAUGUCUAUGUCCUCCGAGGGAUCAGAGGAGUUUUACUAUGACGACGACGAUAUCGAUGCUUCUCAAGGGCAUGGAUCUAGCUACGUGGAUAAUGAGCAGCACGAAGGUGUCACUUUUGAGGAGCAGGCAUAUCCUGGCGAAAGUAACGAUCUCUCCAACGAAGCCAGUGCUAGGGUUGGUUCAGAGGAACCGAUCCAUGAAUCUCCCGAGGAAACUGCUUCCCAAGUGCACAAGGUAAACGACUCCGAGGAUCUUUCUUUCCAGCAGGAGGAAUACGAUGAGCUCGAUGAAGCCGUUUCCCCGGAACAAAACAACAGCAACGUUGGGGGAGAUCCUUCUGAGGGACGGGGUCUCUACGUGCUCGAAGAAACCUCGCUCGACGAGCAAAGCAACAAUGGUCGAGCCGAAGCUGCGCUGGGCGAGCUAGGAGACGAUGACCUAGGGGGUGCCCAGGGUCAUGGCGUACACGACGAUACCUCGUACGACGAGCAAAGCAAUGACGAUCUCGCUGAAGCUACGCGUGUCAUGCAUGCAAACGACAAUCCCGAGAAACCUGCCCCCGAAGACGAAGAAGCAACAGGCCUUGCCGGCAAUGCGGGAGCCACCGUAGACGAUGAUGAAAUCGAUUAUGACAAGUCAGAUAUGGAGCUGUCUACACAGGGUAAUUACCCAAAUUCCUUUAACCCCCCCAUUCUUCAGAUUUCUUUUUACUGCACUAGACUGCCUGGUUGCGGUUGCGAUGUGUGUUUCCUCGACAAGAUUGAGGCUGGGCUUGCGGUGGAAGCCCGAAGCCGGAGCAGUGAGCAGACUAUGUUGCACAGUGAAGGUGGCUCAAGGAGGAACGGUCUUGUUACGGCGUCGAAUCUGCUACAAGCACCAAGUAAUACUAAUACGCAUCGAUCUCAAGAUGAAAUAGAUGCAGCAGACAACCUAGUAAGCACUGCAGUACCGACGAACAACGGACCAUCGGAACGGGCUGCUUCCCACAGCUCCAGCGCAACUGCCACUCUGAAUGGGGACGGCAAAGACGAGAUUGAUUAUUCCGAUGACGAAAUCGACGUCGGCGAACAGGAACCUGCGCCGACUGGUCAGACAGGCUCAACGCCAAAACUUGAAAUUCUAGACGAUGAUGAAAUUACGUGGGAGUCGGACAACGAAGAGGCACGCAGCAAUAUCAAAGUUUCCCGACAGUCGUUACAAGUGUCUCCGGCGGUUGGGAAGCGGACGCUUUCGGACUUCAAUGCGGAUGCGGAUGAGGACGCAGAUGAGAAGAACGAUGCCAAGCGUCAUCGAUCUUGA
Messenger RNA from Pseudomassariella vexata, 2823 nucleotides. RefSeq lists its product as uncharacterized. The record is from RefSeq and is a predicted model, not a curated record. Bases 1 to 2823 code for a protein of 940 amino acids. The transcript has 3 exons. Lineage: Eukaryota; Fungi; Ascomycota; Sordariomycetes; Amphisphaeriales; Pseudomassariaceae.